This is a messenger RNA of Fusarium fujikuroi IMI 58289, 1326 nucleotides long. RefSeq lists its product as uncharacterized. The record is from RefSeq and is a predicted model, not a curated record. The transcript has a single exon. Lineage: Eukaryota; Fungi; Ascomycota; Sordariomycetes; Hypocreales; Nectriaceae. The coding region runs from base 1 to 1326 and encodes 441 amino acids.
AUGGUUUCUCAGCUACACUAUGACCACUUACCUUCUACGGAUGCACCCUGGGCAAGUUUGGUCUCCAAUUCCAUGUUGCCAAGGGUUCGAUGGCGUCGUUUAAGACAAAAAUUUUCACGACAUCGAUUGCAAAAAGCGGUUCGCAUGAAUACGUCGUCAACAACUGUGGAGAGCAGCGAUACCAAUCUCAAGUACAGGGCAGUAUUCCCGCAGCGACGUCCAGGGCCCUCGCGGGCAGGUACCCGUUGGUUUGGUGGGGUCAACAGGUCACCGCCACUAAUCUUUCGGCCCGCAAAGUUUCUCCGCAAGCUUAUUCCCCAACCAGCCACUCCAACCCAUGGUCAUUACAAGACCCAUGGAAACGCCAGUCACAGAGUUGCUUCAAAAAAGGUCGUCAAGUCUGGACACAAAGGAAAGGGUACGGGGAAAGACUCCCAGAAAUCUGGCCCUAGUAGUGGAGGCAAAGGCGGAAAAGGCAAAGGGGGCAACAACUCACAACCGCCACCAAAUGGCUACCGAUUUCCUCCUCUUCUUGACGACACCCGACCUCCAAAGACUUUUGGAUGCCCCUUCUACAUAUCAGACCCAUUGCAGUUCCAUGAUUGCAGCAGUCUUCGUCUACGUCGAUCUAGUGAUGUCUCCCAACACCUCAUGCGGAGCCAUCUGCUGCGGACGAUGAGGUUCGUCAGACGUCGUGACACUGAGUCCACCGAGAGGGCCGAAUCCGAAGAGAGCAUGCAACAGGAUGGAACCUGCGUCAAUCCCAAUGGUAUUAGACUCUACCAUCAACUGUGCCGCAUGGAGUUCAAUGGUCCCAACGCUGAGGAAAGCCUGCAAGACCACUGCAAUAACACGAUGUGUUAUAAAGCAGGUAUUGAGGAGACCGGUGUGAUGCUCCCUGCAGAGUUCAGAGCCCUCAUAGCUGCACGCGAUAGCGUUCCUGGCGGUGUAGCCAAGUGGUAUGCUAUGUGGGCAGUAUGUUUCCCGCCUCUGAUUACAACAAGAUUCAGAACUGUUCCAGCGUCGCCAUAUGUCGAAACGACUGUCCCUCGCGAGCUUGGAGAGUAUACAAUUCGCCAGGCCCUAAGCAACAGGUUGAUGGGGGACCAAAGUCUCGUCACUGAUCAGAUCGUCAACCAAAUCUACCUUGGCGACACCCAAACCGAUUUCGAGGUGCAACAAACAGUCCAAGAUCAGCAGCAAGAGCGGGAUUUGGAGCUGCAACGGGCCGACUACGAGGCUUUUUAUCAACAAGCCUCAUCUCAGCAAGCCGAGGACUGGAUCUGGGAUAGCCUUCCUCCCAACCAACAUGGCGGGCCUCAGUAG